AUGCGUCGAAACUCCGACAUCGAGAUCCAACUCCCUGAUGCGGGUCCAACCCCCCUUUCCCCAGACUCUGUAACCGAAUCGGACGUGGAAAUGUUAUCCGAAGAGCCGGCACCGCCGCUGACUCUCCCACCACACAUCGCCGCUCGCUUCUACCGUCGCAACAGCAAGGCGCGGCGCUCCUCUGUCGCCUCGUCGCGCCGAAGCUCGAUCUCUUCGUUGCACUCACACCACUCGGCUUCUUCUAAUGGCUCGCAAAUUACGGACCAUAUCGCCCAGCACCUCCGUCGUACCUCCAUUCUUGAAAGCCGCAAAGCGAGGCUUGCGGACCGCGCACUGCACGCUGAGAAGGUGAGGCUGCGCGCUACCCUUGCGAAGGCGGCUACCAGAAACCUACAAAUCGAGGAGAGAGCCUUGGCUGCUCAGCAAGCCCGUGAACGUCUCCUGGCGGACAUCACGGCCAAGUGCGAAGACCAGGUCAAACGAGCCAAGAAGAAAGCGGAGGACCAGCGGGAGAAGCAAGCUGCAGAACACGCCCGCAUGCGCCUGGAAAUGGCAGAGAAGUUCGCAGAGGCCGAAAAACGGCGGACACUCUACCAGCAGACCCAUCGGCGUCAGCGCACUAGCAGUUUGCCAGUUGCCGAGGAGAAAAAAAUGGCGCGAGCGGUCACCCAGUCACUGACUCAGGAUGGAGCGGCUCGAAAGAUCCAGCGCGUCUGGAGAACUCAUCAUGCAAAGGGCGUGAUGAAGGAGUUCCGGGCACUCAACCUCUCCGUUGACCGGGUUCGGGAGAUGUCCUUUGAAGAAGUCGGAGUUCUCCUUUCCGACCGCGAGGUUCUCGAUACCAUGACAAAAGUACUUCGCCUCUGUGGGUUGCAGGAUAUGGAAGGCGGGGCGCUGGGCGAACGUGGUGCAGUACGCACGUUCCUCAGCAGCUAUCUCAUUGUCACCCAUCCAGCCGAGGUGUUGAGCGGCGAUGGGGAGCAGGAGCAGGACUUGAUCUCCAAAGCACGCGAGCUGCUGGUGGCUUUUGAACAAGUCGCUGCGCUGCUCUCGUCGGGCUGUUGCUCGCCAACCGUGAUCACUGCUGACCUCCAAAUUUUGUGUGAAUCCCACAAUGUCUUCUUUUCAGCGUUUCAUGCAUGGAAGUCUCAUGAUUCAACUGUUUUGAUCGAGAUCAUGCUUGCGCAGUUCGUUGAGUUGGAACUUAUUUGGCAGACUGUCAAGGGUGAUACAGCCGGUGGUGUUGCAGAAGAUUAUCGACAGGGUAUCCGGCAGAAUCAGAUUUUGCUUCUCGCCAGACUCAAGCGGCUUGCCGGCUCUGAUCGCGCCAUGCAGAUGGUCCGGGAUUCACUGAAGAAGGCCAAGAAAGAAAAGAAGCGUUCUACCUCGAAGCAAGCCAUUCCCCGGUCCGCCGAGGUGGCUCCCUCAUCGGGGGAUGUUUUGACGGAAAGCGUCACAUCCCCUACCAGCGAGUCGUUUAACAAUUUUGAUGCUGCCGUUCUCCAGGAACUGGACAAGCAGCGAGCUUCUCCGCAUGAGCGAUUUACCAAGAUCCUCACGGCUCUCCCCGAGAACCGGGUUCUGGUACAUGAGCUGCUACUCAACAAAGAAUACAAGAUUGAGGAGGCGUCAUAUACAGAGCCUCGAAGACAAAUCAUGGAGCAUAUGUGUGAUCAAAUGAGGCGAGAUGUCGAGGCGGGCCAAGGCACUGGAUGGACUGUUGCCAUGGCCACCGUGAUUCAAGAUCGUCUGCUGCGCUCACUGCGACCUGGGAAUUCUCUCUUUGUGCUUAUCAGCGAGGUCCUUGAUCCGAAGCUGGUUGAGAACCAAUGUCAGGCUGGGUCAUUUUCCUACGAGAAUUUCUUCGACUUUAUGAACACAAUUCUGCCUCGACUCUGUGCUCCAUACCGUGACCCAGUGGUCAAGGCAUUUUCCGAGGACAACUCGGGCGACGCUAUUGAUCGGCUGGCGAGGCUGAUGAGUAUUAUCGAUCUACUUUCGCUGGAUCACACGAAUUUCAUGAUCCAGAUCGCGGCUCCGCAACUGAUCCAAGAGGCUCCCGGAUACGAACAACGGACUUUUGACAAGGGCGUUUCCGAUGGGUCAAUUGGGCUGGGAAAGACCCGACGGUUCUGGCGAACGCAUCGAAAGAUCAUCGUCGAUGAGAUGAAGAAGCGAGACCCGGAGAAUAUCCACGGGGAGCCUCGCCCGCCUGCCACCCGAGUGUAUGCGCACGGCCUCGCAGACCUGGUUCUCAGCAACGCUACCGUUUCCGAGGACCUGAUUCCCGAGACUCUGGCCCUGGACCACUCACGACUGGAGCGCCUGCAUGCCAAAGCAUUCCGGAUUGUGGCAACAGCGUCUAUCUUGCUGACAGCCAAGAACCUCCUGAAGCGGGAUGCACGAUCACAGUGGAAGCCCGAGGCGGAUCGCAUUCUUUCGCUAGAUUUCAAUGAGAUCAGUGCGGAACGUGUGCAGUCCAUCCUUCAGUCGACGCAUCCCAUGCCGUCGAAUGCGAGCGCCCAACUUGCGGUUACCAUCCGGCGAGUGCUCGCCCCGGUCGCAGCAGCAAGCGCUGUGGCUGCACCAGAGGCCUCGGUGCAGGUCUAUCCGGAUACAUCGGAGAGAACGGGGGCAUCCUUGGGGUCCGUAGGGAGCGUACCAUCCGCGCCCUCUUUCUCAGACCCGGUGGCACGGCUGAUUCUCUCACGUCUGCGAAGCCACAUUCUGUCUCGUCUGAGUGCUUCGAGUGCCUCGGAGAGAGUGCGGGCAACAACCACCGCAAGCCAGAGCCUGGCGGGAGCAGGCAUGCCCGAGUUUGUCAAUGAAGUCGGGCAACUCGUGGACGAACUAGAGAAGAUUAGAGAGAUUGAUUGGCUCUGUCAUGGAGCUGUUUACGAGCGUCUUUACGAAGAAGGCGUUUCCUCACAGUAG
Penicillium cinerascens is the source of this 2934-nucleotide messenger RNA. RefSeq names its product IQ calmodulin-binding motif domain protein. Lineage: Eukaryota; Fungi; Ascomycota; Eurotiomycetes; Eurotiales; Aspergillaceae. The coding region runs from base 1 to 2934 and encodes 977 amino acids. The transcript has a single exon. The record is from RefSeq and is a predicted model, not a curated record.